AUGGGGUUUGCAGAAAAUGAAGAAGACGAAUUUCGACAAUUGCACAACCAAUAUAUAUACCCUGAAUCUUCAAAUGGUUCUGCAGCAAGUCUUACUGAUACCUUGACCGAUUCCAAACCACAAGGCAAGCAUACUUGGUCCAAUGCCGAGCUCCUGGAACAAAAAAUCAACAACCGUGCCCUGGGCAUUGGCCGCCAGUCAUACCCUUAUUUGACAUGGUUUUUAUCUUUCGGCAUGGUAGCCGUCUUUAUCGCCGAGUUAAUCUUGGCCAAAGAACGGACAGGGCAAGCAAUCCAAACUAAACCCAACGUACAACCAAUGAUUGGACCUGCUCCUGAAUUUAUGAUAUCUUUCGGUGCGCGCUUUGUACCAUGCAUGCGUUCUAUGCCUGGCUUGCCCACGACCAAUAUGAUUCCAUGCUUGAAGUAUACCACAACCUCUCAAACAACGUUUACCAAAGAUGAGCUAUGUACUCUAUCCGACAUUUGUGGUUUAAGCAACCCGCAAUCGCCAGACCAGAGUUAUCGCUUCGUGUCUGCUAUUUUCGUUCACGCAGGCAUUGUCCAUGUUCUUUUCAACUUGGUCGUCAUGCUGACACUAUGCUCUCAAAUUGAAAAGCUAAUUGGUUCUAUUCCAUAUGCCAUCGUCUUUGUGGCUGGUGGCAUUGGUGGCAAUCUUUUAGGUGGGAACUUUGGACUUAUUGGACAACCUGCUCUAGGUGCAUCUGGGUCUGUGUAUACAUGCAUCAGUUUUGAAAUCGUGGAUUUGAUAUACAAUUGGCGAUAUGAAAUGAACGUCAAAACUCGUGUCACUAUGUCUAUUAUCUUCGCUAUUAUUGGCCUUGCAUUAGGUUUAUUACCGGGUUUGGACAACUUAUCGCACAUUGGAGGUUUCUGUGUUGGUAUACUGGGAGGCAUGGUAUUUGCACCCUCGAUUCACCAUUCGAAACGCCAUCUUAUGGUCAACUGGGUGUACCGUAUUAUUGGCGUUGGGCUUUUGGUCGCUUAUUUCUUAGCGCUGGCCCUCAAUUUCUACCGGAGUGACAAUCCCGCUGAUGCAUGCCAAUGGUGUAGGUACCUCUCCUGUCUGCCUAUGUUCGAUGCAUGUAAAGGGGUCGGAAUCUCUACAACUACAUCUGAUGGAACAACUGCCACAUAA
Messenger RNA from Malassezia pachydermatis, 1158 nucleotides. RefSeq names its product rhomboid-domain-containing protein. Gene Ontology annotation, biological process: proteolysis. Bases 1 to 1158 code for a protein of 385 amino acids. Gene Ontology annotation, cellular component: membrane. The transcript has 3 exons. The record is from RefSeq and is a predicted model, not a curated record. Gene Ontology annotation, molecular function: serine-type endopeptidase activity. Lineage: Eukaryota; Fungi; Basidiomycota; Malasseziomycetes; Malasseziales; Malasseziaceae.